Messenger RNA from Scomber scombrus (Atlantic mackerel), 3613 nucleotides. Its product is annotated as zinc metalloproteinase-disintegrin-like berythractivase. NCBI's taxonomy places the organism in Eukaryota, Metazoa, Chordata, Actinopteri, Scombriformes, Scombridae. Gene Ontology annotation, biological process: proteolysis. Gene Ontology annotation, molecular function: metalloendopeptidase activity. Gene Ontology annotation, cellular component: plasma membrane. The record is from RefSeq and is a predicted model, not a curated record.
GAGGGGUUAAAACAGCAUGCAGGUAGGACGCAUGAUCAGAGAACCGAUCUGCUCUGUUACUGUUUGCACUUGGACAAUGAAGCACACACUGCUGUUGUGGGCCCUUAUCCUAAAUGCCUCGCUCAAGCCCUCAGAGAGCCACGGUCCUGCAACUGAUGAGGUGAAGGACUAUGAGGUGGUUCGACCUUUCAGACUUCACACAGUCAGAAAAAGACAUGCAGAGCACCUCAGGCCACAGACUAUUAAGUAUGCAAUGACGGUGGGAGGAAAAGACAUUGAAAUGCAUCUAGAAAAAAACAAUGAAUUACUCACCAAAGACUACACUGAGACCUACUACAAAGAAGAUGGAACUCAAGUGACCACAACGCCAGAUGACAUUGAUCACUGCUACUAUCAUGGCAGGAUUGUGAAUGACAAUGAAUCAUCAGUUAGCAUCAGUGCUUGUGAUGGACUCAGGGGUUAUUUCAGAACAGCUGAGCAAAGGUACCUGAUUGAGCCACUGUCUGGUGAUGAUGAGGGGGACCAUUUAGUGAUGAAGUACAGUAACCAGAAUUCCACACCUGCAGUAUGUGGUGUCACCAACACCUCCUGGAGCUUGGACUUUGAACCCCCAACAAGCCUCAGUCGCUCCAGAUCGGGGGGUAUAUCUAUUGUCUACGAACCGAAAUACCUCGAGCUCUUCCUUGUUGUUGAUAACCGUGCGUAUAAGAAUAUGAAGCAAGAUAUGACAGCUGUGAGAAAAAGGAUGUACGAAAUUGUCAACUUUGUCAACAUGGUUUACAAGCCCCUGAGGACUUUCAUUGCUCUGGUGGGACUGGAGAUCUGGUCCAAUAGUGACUUGAUCUCUAUAACCCCCCCAGCCGGGGCCAACCUUGGUGCUUUUAUGAACUGGAGGAACACUGAGCUGGUCAAGACGAAAAAGCAUGACAAUGCACAUCUCAUCAGUGGUAUUGACUUUGAAGGAGCAACUGUGGGACUGGCCUAUAUUGGGUCUUUGUGCUCUGGUCAUUCUGUUGGGGUAGUACAGGAUCACACUGACCAGGCCAUUGCAGUGGGAGCGACACUGGCCCAUGAGAUGGGCCAUAACCUGGGUAUGAACCAUGAUGACUCCAGUGGCUGUAUUUGUUCUGGAGAUAGCUGCAUCAUGGCUGCAGCCCUCAGCCGGAAAACCCCCCUAACUUUUAGUAGCUGCAGCAGCAGCAACUACGAGAGAUACCUGACAGAUGGCUCCCCCAGCUGCCUGCUGGACAAACCAGACUACAGGAGUCUGGUGGCUCCUUCAGUCUGUGGGAAUGGUUUUGUGGAGAAAGGAGAGCAGUGCGACUGUGGAACUCUAGAGGAGUGCACCAAUCCGCGCUGCAAUGCCACCACCUGCACCCUGAAGGAGGGUUCACAGUGCGCUGAAGGCGAGUGCUGUGAGAACGGUAAGGUUUUACCUCGAUCCAGGGAGUGCCGGAGUAAGCAGCAUGACUGUGAUCUGGCAGAGUACUGUGAUGGGAAAAGGAACACCUGUCCUGAGGAUGUCUUUGCUGUGAAUGGCCUCCCGUGUGAGGGAGGUCUGGGAUACUGCUACAACGGCCAGUGUCCGCAGAGGUCUAACCAGUGCGUCAAGAUGUAUGGAGAGACUGCUAUAGAGGCCCGUGCUUUCUGCUACAAACACAACAGAAAAGGAACAAACUUUGGCUACUGCCGACGUCUCUCAAAUAAUCAGUUUGUCGCCUGCCAGCCACAAGAUUAUACGUGUGGGAAGCUCUUCUGCCACAAAGGCAAAAGUGACCCAAACUAUGGGAACAUGGUCAGGACAGGUGACUGCAAGGCAGCUUUCUUUUCAGACAAAGCCAGCGACUAUGGCCAGGUGGACACUGGGACUAAAUGUGGGGAUGAAAUGGUGUGUAACGAGAAUGAGUGUGUGAAUCUGGUGGUAGCUUACAGAAAUACAAACUGCUCAGCGAAAUGCUCCGGCCGUGCUGUUUGCAAUCACAUGAAUAAGUGUCAGUGUGAGCCUGGUUGGAUGCCUCCUAACUGCAAUUCACAGGAUGAAGCUUUCAGUUCUCGUUCUCCUGGAGCAGCCGCUGCCAUCGCAGUGACAGUUAUAGUGCUCCUGUUUGUCAUUGCUGGUGUUGCAUGGUUCUUCUACAAAAAACAACAGAGUCCCUCGUUGCCAACUGUGCACACCCAAAGGAAGCCGCCAGCAGUAUCAGCAACAAACAGUGCUUAUCAACCUAACAAAAGGGUAGUUCCCAUCCAACCCAUGCCAGCCUCACAGGCUCAAAGGCCAAAACCCAAAGGACCUCCACCUCCACCACCUCCAGCAGGGAACAGACCGAAACCCCCAGGCCAGAACUUCACGGCUGCUCGUAAGGGUCUGAGACCAGUACCUCCACCAAAGCUCAAUGUCUGAAACAGUACUAGCUCAUGCUCGGCUUUGGGACACUGGCAACCAAAGAAGAAGAGUCCUGUUUUUUUUUUGUUUUUUUUAAGGGAUCCUGUCGUGACUGUUUCCUGUGCAAUCUGAAUCACCAGGAGUUUGAUGUGCAGACUGCAGCAGGGACAAAACCGGGUUCUAAGUGUUACUGCAAGCCAUGCACUGAGGACUUUUUAUUACAGGGAUGAACUUUAUGUUUUUUCAGGCACUCUGAAACUCUGAUACUUUAGGGUUAGGGGUGCAACGAGAAACAACCUAAAGAUGAGCCAUAUAACUGUAUAUACUUAGUCUUUUAUUUUGUUACAGAAAUCCAGGAUAUAAUAUUACAUAAUAUAUAACAGUAUUGAGUGCCUGAAAUAGUAUUAUUUUAUUUAUAGUAUAUAUUUUAUGGAGUUUGUUUUAACCAAAAGAAAUAUUUCUGCUUUGAAGAGCUUCAAUCUCAUGGUCUAACAUUUCUAUUGCUGCAGUGCAUUGUAAUCAUCCCCUGUCAUCAGUGUAUGAAUGUGUGUAAAUGGGUGAAUGAGACUUAGUGUAAAAGCGCUUUGAGUGGUCAUAACAACUAGGAAAAGCGCUAUAUAAGUACAGUCCAUUUACUAUUUACCAUAUGUGAACAUGUACAUACUGUUAUUUGUAAAUCCUCUUGUGAGCACAAUGUUCAGAUAGUGAGCAAAAAUGUUUUCUGUGUUGCAUGGCUGAAAGCACAUGAAGCAUUAGUUUAGCCAAUAUGUAAAAAAAAACAAAAGGCAGCUAUGUUUUUGUCUUGUCUUAAAGGAGGCCAUAAUCUGAGUGGUAGUAACCUUCAUGUUAAAAGGCCUGUGACUGAAUAGCUUCAACUUUGAGUCCCCAACUGUCAUACAUACAAACACUGCACAAAAAUGUCACCAUCUUAUUGCUGUAUUUGGGAAAAACCCCACACUUUUUUUUCACCCCUUUUUUAUAGAGCUUAAGAUUCUUGAUGAACAAUAUUUUUUACAUUCUGAGAGAUAUGUAUCAGACCUAACAGGAGGUCGGUAUACUGUAUGGCUCACCCGAUAAAGCCUCACAUUGAAAAAUAACUUUUAAAACGACAUGAUGAAUGUAAACUGAAAUACUUGGGAAGCUUUCCCCGAAAGUCUACUGAACAUACCUGCAAACAGCGAUAUUUGGGAAACUGUAGAGAUAUUAAGAUGAAUAUUAAAGACUUAUAUG